Messenger RNA from Lodderomyces beijingensis, 1536 nucleotides. The record is from the annotation of a GenBank genome assembly. Lineage: Eukaryota; Fungi; Ascomycota; Pichiomycetes; Serinales; Debaryomycetaceae.
AUGUCAAUUCCAGGCUUUGGUGGCAUAGACACAUCCCAGUCAGAUGAUCUGACACUCAAAACAAUGACGAUCCCCGCGCUCUACGAGUGGAGAAUCGAAGUGCCCAUGAAGAAAAUCUUGCAACUAAAAGUCACUUCGGGGAUCCUCGAAAUCAACGGCACCGAACUAGCAAACAACGUAGAAAUCAAGCUCUGCGGAGUGAAGUACGCUGUGUACGCCCCCAAAGUUGAGUCGCAACUUGAAUAUUGUCUUUUGCCGCACCCGGAUACCGCGUAUCUGCUAUCUGCCGAAGACGAGGAGUUCACGGAAUAUAUCAGCGACGAGACUAACAUGGACCAAAUAGUCAAUUUGCACAUGUACAUCCAGAGUCGGCGUCAGAUUGCGCGGGAUUCCACUAGCUUGGGUCCCGGCCCGCGCGUGCUUGUUAUUGGCAAUAAACAGAGCGGCAAGACGAGCUUGUGCAAGACGCUCGUUAGCUACGCCGCCAAGAUGGGCGAGACUCCCAUCUUGGUCAACUUGGACCCCGCUGAGGGGGUGUUUUGCUUGCCUGGUAGUAUAUCCGCUACCGCGAUACCGGACUCGUUGGAUUUGGAGAGCUGUGGAGGCUAUGGCAUCUCGAGCACGACGACGGGUAAUCUCACGCAGCAGCUGCCCAAGGUUCCCCUCGUUAAAAACUAUGGCUUCUUGCACGCGAGGGAGAAUGAGCAGUUGUAUCGGUACGUGGUUGACCAGUUGGGCAUUUGUGUCUUGAGCAAGUUGGAAAGUGAUGAAGUUGUGCGGAGCUCGGGCUGUAUUGUUGAUACUCCCGCGUUGGGGAUGGGUGAGUUUGACACGAUUAGCGCGAUAGUGGCUGAUUUCAAGAUCGAUUUGGUGGUGGUUGUCGGUCUGGAGAAGUUGAAGAUGGCGCUCGAGAAGAAGUUGAAACAUAGGGCCGGAUUGAGCUUUGUUAAAAUUAGUAAGCUGGCGGGCGUUGUUGACGUCAGUGAUGAGUUUAUACGCAUGACGCAAGAACAGAGCAUCAGGGAGUAUUUCAAUGGCAAUUUCCGCACGAGGUUGUCGCCGUUCAAGACUGAGAUUAGUUUAUCGGGGUUGGUGAUUUACAAGGCGGUCUUGGGACGCGACGUCGAGAGCCUGAUGAGUUUCUUGCCUGCGGGAGAUGACUUUGAAAAGGAUGAGGACACGAACGCCGCGGACGAAUUGAAGGAGUAUUUCGCCGUGCUUGAUGAUAAUGAUGAGAAAGAUGAAGAUGGUAAUGGUGGUGGUAAUGGUGGCAGUGGCGGUGGCAGCAGUGAAUCGCGAUCCAAGAGGUUGGAAAACUCGAUUGUCGUCAUUACUCAAUUGGACCAGCCUGGUGUCGGUGGCGGCGCGGCGGCAGAGCAGAUUGAAGCGAAGGAAUUGUUGAAUACGAGUGUGUUGGGGUAUGUUCAUGUUAGUAAAGUAGACGAGGAAAAGAAACGGAUGAAGGUGUUGUUGCCCUUUCCUGGUGUUUUUCCACGCCAUGUGUUGAUCAGCACCAGUGUUCGAUAUAAUGAGUAA